Molecule: messenger RNA, 864 nt
Organism: Plasmodium gaboni
Lineage: Eukaryota; Apicomplexa; Aconoidasida; Haemosporida; Plasmodiidae
Product: EMP1-trafficking protein
Exons: 2
Coding region: 1-864 (287 amino acids)
Source: RefSeq, a predicted model, not a curated record
AUGCUCAAUAAAGAUAAUAGGAAAAUUCACAACGCACAUAUGAGUAGAUAUGUAGUAUAUAGGAAAAGAGAAAUAAAUGAUAAUUUUUUUAGCAAAUCCUAUAAUCUAUUUUUUUCAAAUAAGAAAUAUGAAUAUUCCAAAGAUGAAAAAGAAAAAAAUAUAUAUCCUUUAUCAUUAAAACUUUUUAUGUUAACAAUUUUUAUAUGUAUAUUGCAAUUUUCUAAUAAUAAUGGUUAUAUCGGAAAGCAUAUUAAUAAAAAUUUUGGAAAUGAUAAUGAGCAUUAUUUUAAUAUAAGAUAUAAUAGAUCGUUAGCAGAAAUGAAAAAAAGAAUAAAUGCUAUAAGAGAUAUGAUAAAUAAUGAUUCCUUAGGUACGGUUUUUAAAAAUGAAUUACCUUUACCUGAAAAUAUAACUAAAGGAGAUUCUGAAAAAGGUGAUGGUGAUUUACUGAAUGGUUCAGAAUAUGAUGUAAAUUCUUCAAAUGAUGAUAAUAAUACGAAAAGUGAUGGAAGCGAUAAACGAAAAUCGAAAGGAAUAAAUAAAGUUAAAAAAUUAUUGGGAUUAUCAAAAAGUUGUGGGGAUAAAUCAGGUAAAUUGAAUUUACAAUUACAAAAAGCUUUUGAUAUAUUAGAAAUAAUUAUUGAACAAACUUCAAGAGCAUUACCUUUUAUUUUACCUUUCAUUCCUCCAUUUAUGGUUUAUAAAUAUGGAUAUGCAAAAACGUAUGUAAUGUUAUAUACAUUUAAUUUGAUUCACGCUAUGUUUAAAUGGGCUAUUUUAUUGAGAAAUAUGUUAAUGAGAAAUAAACAAAGAAAUGAAGCACUUAAGGAACAAGAUAACAAUUUAAAUAUACAAAACCCAUAA